Messenger RNA from Nerophis lumbriciformis (worm pipefish), 2235 nucleotides. The record is from RefSeq and is a predicted model, not a curated record. Lineage: Eukaryota; Metazoa; Chordata; Actinopteri; Syngnathiformes; Syngnathidae.
AUGUCUGCUCAACCUGACACCACCGCUGCAGACCCUUCUCCGGCCCUCCUGACUCCUGUCGGACCUCCUCCCAAGGUGAGCAGCCGCGGGCGGGCUGCCGCUCCAGCCGCCAACUCCAACUCGGACGAAUCGGACUUCCCUGAGUUUGAGCUGUUCGGUGCAGUCGGCCCGAGAGGACUUCCACCUUUGACUGAGUUCCUUGAUAUCUGGAAUGUGGACAUGAUGAAGAAACGAGACGGGAGCAAUAAGAUUCUCCAUCACACGGGGUCGUACGAGUCCGACUACUUGAUUGUCCGGAGAGGACAAGAGUUCCAAGUCAACAUCACCUUCAACCGCCCGUACAAACCGGACAAGGACAAGUUCGCGGUGGAGUUUGUCAUCGGUUCCAGUCCUCAGUACAGCAAGAACACCUACAUUCCUGUCUUCCCCAGCGACGACAGACAGAGCUCUUGGCCGGGCCGCGUCAUCCAGACCUCUGACAACGUGCUCACUAUGGGCGUGACCCCCGCCGCCAACUGCAUUGUCGGCAAGUACCAGUUGUACGUGGCCGUGGCCACUCCGUAUGGCAUCCGCAGGACCAGAAGGGAUAGGAGCCGGUACAUGUAUGUUCUCUUCAACCCGUGGGUGGCAACCGAUGCAGUGUUUCUAAACGACGCUGUUGAGAGGGAGGAGUGCGUGAUGGCGGAAACUGGAAUCAUCUACCAUGGUUCCUAUGACGAUGUCGCAGAGAGACACUGGAACUUUGGCCAGUUCAACCACGGCAUUCUAGAUGCUUGCCUGUACAUUUUGGACAGAUCUGAGAUGCCUAUCAUUAAUCGAGGGGACCCAAUCAAGGUGGCUAGAAAGGCCUCCGCCAUGUUGGACUCUCGCGACGACGAUGGCGUGAUGGUGGGAAACUGGAGCGGCGACUACACCUAUGGGGUGGCGCCCACGGCAUGGACCGGCAGCACCGAAAUCCUCCUGACUUACGCCAACAGCAAGAUGCCAGUGUGCUACGCUCAGUGUUGGGUCUACGCUGCUGUCUUCAAUACCUUCCUGCGCUGCCUGGGUAUCCCGUCGCGAGUCAUCACAAACUACUACUCCGCUCAUGACAACGACGGAAACCUGAAGUCUGAUAUCAUCCUGGAUGAAAACGGCCGGAUAGAUCGCAGCCGUACCCGGGACUCCAUCUGGAACUAUCACUGCUGGAACGAAUGCUACAUGUCCAGACCGGACCUGCGGCCCGGCUUCGGAGGUUGGCAAGUUGUGGAUGCGACGCCGCAGGAGACCAGCGAUGGCUUGUACAGAUGCGGCCCGGCAUCCAUUCAGGCCAUCAAACACGGUGAAAUCUGCUUCCCCUUUGAUGCAGCCUUUGUGUUUGCGGAGGUGAACAGUGACAUGGUGUUUUAUACCCGACGGAAAGAUGGUACCUUGGAGCCGGUUAAGGUGAAUCGAAGCCACGUCGGUCGAAAGGUUUUGACCAAAGCUCCUGGCGCGCUGAGUAGCCGUGACAUCACGGAUCAGUACAAGUUCCCCGAAGGCAGCGCUGAGGAGCGCACGGUCCUGGAGAAAGCAGAGACGUACAACUGUAAGAGAGAGAAAUCUGAGCUCCCUCCGGCCGACGUCGACCUGCUUCUGUCCAACGUGGAAGUCAACGUCGGGGACGACUUUGAAUUGAAUCUGAAAUUCGUCAAUCGCAGCGACCAGCGGCGUACCGUGGAAGCGUACGUCAGCGGCAGCGUCAUCUACUACACGGGCGUCGUCAGCUCAGAGUUCCUGUUCACGACCCCCAGCGUCAAGAUUGGGCCGUCCAGCAGCGCGAAGGAGUCCGUGACCGUCGAAGCCAAGCGGUACAUGAAGUCGAUGGUGGAGCAGUCAAACCUGCACUUCAUGGUGACGGGGAAAGUCACCGAGACGGGACAGAUCAUCAGCGCCAUGAAAAUAAUCCGCCCGCGCAAUCCCAAACUAAACGUUAAGGUGACGGGAAUCGCAAAGGUCAGCGAGGAAAUGUUCGCAACGGUGGAAUUUACAAACCCGUUAACCACUAAUUUGGAGGAUGUCUACAUUCGCAUGGAAGGAGCGGGGCUCAUGCUUCCCAAGUUUAAGUACUACAGGCUCAUCACUGCAGGCUCGUCCCUUACUUGGAGCGAGUCCUUCACCCCGCAGAGGCCAGGAACCACCAGUCUGAUCGCCACAUUGGACUGUCCCACUCUCAGGCAGGUGCAGGGGAAGUUCACGCUCACUGUCGAGGCCUAA